Messenger RNA from Bactrocera oleae (olive fruit fly), 3270 nucleotides. RefSeq names its product titin. The record is from RefSeq and is a predicted model, not a curated record. NCBI's taxonomy places the organism in Eukaryota, Metazoa, Arthropoda, Insecta, Diptera, Tephritidae.
AUCGGCGGCAAAGCGUCAAGUACUUUGUCGUGUAAAGUGGAUUAUUUUUCGUAAUACACAUACAUAUGUAUGUAACAGCCGCGAACCAACAACGCGCUCACUCACUUGGAUAAAAUAGUUGCAUACGCGGCAAGCAACAACCGCAAGGAUAAUAUGGACACGCAGAAUCCGAUUCAUCAACACAGACAGCGUCGCCUUCGACCUCUGCUUUUGCUCUUUUUCCUUUGCUACUUCGCGAGCAGCCAAGCUAAAAGGACUACACGCCGCCUGCCACGCGAUGAGAUACACGAGUAUGCGAUACAUCAGUACAACUAUGCCGAACGCGAUGUCGAGGAGCCGAGCGGCAGCGUAGCUGAUUUGCAGGCGGAUGAGUCGAGACGCGUUCAGACGCCAUCACCGAAGAGCAGCAAGAAAAGUGGCACCACACGUGACAAGCGUGGCACUAAGAAAAUUCGACACAUCGUGCAUUUGGUUAAAACGGCGCAGCAGAAGAGGAAAACGCCAUUGACGACACCACGACACAAUAACCAACAGUAUCGCCAGCAAAAUGCGGUUGAUGGAGAUACAAAACCAUACCACACCUACGAAGAGUUGCAUGAGCAUGUUAUGGAGCCAGUAGAAGAGCCGGAAUCCGCACAAAAGCCUACCUAUGUGUCUUCUUCAGCGCAUGCGCACACAUCCGGCUCUAAAACAAAAGUCCAUACGCAAAAGGAACCGCCAUCUUCAGAGGCAUCUUCGGACAGCUACACUACGCAUGCCUUUUUCAAGCCGCAUUUGGUUAAAACGGCACAGCAGAAAAAGAAAACAACAUUGACGACAACAAGAACCAAUAACCGCCAGCAAAAUGCAUUUGAAGGUGAUACAAAACUAUACCACACCUACGAAGAGCUGCAUGAGCAUAUUAUGGAGCCAGCAGAAGAUCAGCAGUCCGCGCCAAAGCCUACCUAUGUGUCUUCGCCAGCGCAGGCACACAGGUUCGGGUCUAAAGCAAAAGCCCACGCACAAAAUGAACCACUACAAGAGGCAUCUUCGGAUAGUUAUGCUACGCAUGCUUUUCUCAAACCACCAGAGGAACCUCACGAUGAACCACACAUGAGUAGCACGGAGCAUCACGAACAUGAAAUUCACGAGGAAGAGGAGCAUCAUCAUGUUGAGAAGAUAAAGGUCAAGCAUCAUCAUCACCAUCAUCAUCAUAAUCAUGUAAAGGAAAUCAUUAAAAAAGUACCCGAACCAUAUCCUGUCGAGAAGAUUGUACAUGUACCCGUAGAGAAGAUAGUCGAAAAAGUGGUGCAUGUACCCAAACCUUAUCCGGUGGAAAAAAUUAUUGAGAAAAAAGUACCAUAUCCGGUUGAAAAGAUUGUCGAAAAGUUCAUUGAGAAGAAGGUACCAUAUCCGGUGGAAAAAAUCGUCGAGAAAAUUGUGCAUGUGCCGAUAGAAAAGAUUGUGCAUGUGCCGAAACCGUAUCCUGUGGAGAAAAUUGUCGAGAAGAAAAUACCAUAUCCAGUGGAAAAAAUAGUUGAAAAGGUUGUUGAGAAAAAAGUACCAUAUCCGGUUGAGAAAAUUGUCGAGAAAGUGGUACAUGUGCCCAAACCAUAUCCAGUCGAGAAAGUGGUUGAGAAAGUCGUAGAGAAGAAGAUUCAUGUACCUGUAGAAAAAAUUGUCGAGAAAAUUAUACAUAUACCCAAGCCAUUUCCGGUUGAAAAAAUUGUAGAAAAGAUAGUGCAUAUACCAAAACCAUUCCCAGUAAUUAAACACAUACCAUAUCCAGUCGAAGUUAAAGUACCCGUGCACAUAGAGAAGCCGGUGCCAUAUCCAGUGGAGAAGAAAGUACAUGUACCUUAUAGAGUCGAGGUGGAAAAGAAGGUGCCAGUCCCUUAUAAAGUGGAAGUGGAAAAGAAGGUGCCCGUUUUUAUACACGCACCACAUGUGUCUAAUGAACCCUACAAGUACGAACACUACGAGCACGAGCACGAACAUCAUGAGGAGAAGCAAGAUUACGAAGAGCACAAACAUUUUGAACAUCAUGACCUCUCUGGAUAUCCCACCAAUCAAAAUGCCAACUAUGCUAAGUUACAACAACAGCAACCUAGGCAAAUUACAAAUGGCGCUAAAGCAGUGUUACCAAAAGCAUAUUCUCCCGCAGCGGCUGCAGCGAUACGCGCUGAACUGCUGCAUCAGCAAGUACAAAACUUUGGAUAUAAAAUUCCAACCAGCGCUACGCCAAAGGAUCUAGAUCAAUCCUCUAGCGAAAAUAAACCACAGACGGUGCGUAUUAAGCCUACACCGGAAACUAAAUUCGAUCUUAAACAAUCUACAGCGGUAACGCCGUCAGAUCUCGAGCCAUCUGCCUCGGAAAACAAACCUGUCGUAGCACAUUUUGAGCCAACAGCACUGCCGUUUCGAAUACACGUAGAUGAUGGAGCGACAUCGGGAGAUGGCAGUUCAUCAUUAGGUGGACCAUCUACCUCCAAUGACAUGCAAGCUCAGGCCAGCACUCAUAGUUUCCGCAUGCUGGCGCGCCUCCAACCCAUCGCGAUGCCACUGCAGGUUUAUCAAUUGCAUUCUAUGCCGUUCCAACAGCCACUAGGAUUCUCAUUGCCUGCCAUAAGAGCGGUAGUGCCGAAUAAUGCAACCUGAAUAUGACAGAUGUUUAAUAAAAGACAUGGUUCGUAAGACUGAGCAGAAUUAACGCGCAAAAUAGAUCUAAGCCAUGAUUUAUAACAUAAUUUUUCUAUGUAAUUUACUCUUAUAAGAUAAAAUCUUUAUAUGCAUUUGAAAUAUUAUCUAUUUUUUUAAGAUUAAGAACUUAACUUUAGAUGGCUAAAGAAAGACGCUGGCAAUAUCGGAGCAAUGGAGGUAUUUUUGCUAAUAGAACCGCUAAACUAAACUAAAUGUAUUUAUUGAAUAAUUUUCAAAGCCUUUGUCGAUGGUAGGGCACGGUACCACUAUGAAAGGAAACGUGUUUAAAAAACCGUAUAUGAAGAUGGAGUCAUCUCAAAUUACGAAAAUGUAUAGGUUUAAUACUUCCUAGCAAAGUAGAAAAGAUCGAAUUCCUAUGUAUCAAUAUAGUAGACAUGGCGUCGUCACUUAAUUUCAAUGGAAUCUAUAUUCGUCCGAAGCGAAUUUAUAUUUCGAUAUGUCAUAGUGGGGUUUUGAUAUUUUAGACGGUAUAAAAUAAGUAUCGAGCGAAAUCAAUAUUUCGUUCUUAAAAACGAAGUGAUGAAAUAUAUUUGACUCCGACAUUCCAAAAAUAAGUUCUGAAGAUUUCUG